Molecule: messenger RNA, 1015 nt
Organism: Effrenium voratum
Lineage: Eukaryota; Dinophyceae; Suessiales; Symbiodiniaceae
Source: the annotation of a GenBank genome assembly
UACCCAGACGUUAGUCCCCCAAACACUGCUAGCUUCUGUCCGCGCCAUGGAGCUUUUCCUGCAGGUACCGGCGCGUACACAUCCGGCACCGGGGUUUCGCUCCGCUGCGUGCAGGCCGGCGCUUGGCUGCCGCAUUUCUGGCGCGUUUCGGGGCCUUGCUGGCGGCGUGCUAGGUGCCGCCGGCGCGGCCGCGGUGCGGACAGGCCGCGGGUUGCGGCAGCGCGGGUUUCAGCGGGCAGGCGCGGCCCUGGCUGACUUGCAACGCAUCGACGAGUUCCAGCAGAAGCUCGCCUACGACGGCUUCGCGACGGCUCUUCUGCCGCCGGAGGUGGUGGAGAAGCUGCGGGGUCUGGCGGUCGAAGCAUUCGCCGAAGAGGCGGCCGGCUUCCAAAGGGCGAAGCCCAGCGCGCAGGGCUUCCCUCCGCGCAUGGAGUGGCACUGGGCGUCGGAGGGAACCGACGGCAAAACCGUCUUUAAGGAGGCGGCCGACGUGCUUUCCCAGUACCUGCCGAACUUUAAUCUGGUCGCUGCCAAGUUCAUUGUCGCUACAGGCGAGUGCCGACCGGAGGACGCGAGGUUCCACCAGGACUUCGAGUCUCCGAAUGUGCCGCUGCUCGCCACGGCCACGGCCUUGCUUCCGAUUUGGCCCCUCGCCUUCCCGGAGAAAGAAGGGAACUUGGAGUACUACACCUGGGAUGACUUGAUGGCUUCCAAGAAGGUGGACGCAACCCAGGUCGAGGAGAUCUUGGCCUUCAGCAGAGUUCACCGCUACGUGCCGGGCGAAGCGGCGGUCUUCGACGGCAAGCUCUUCCACCGCACCCAGCCCUUCUCUGAGUUCGCUUUUGCCUCGGAAAAGGAGUCGGAGCCGCUGUCCAAGAUGCGGGUCUUGGUGUCGUACUACUUUGCCCAGCUACCUCCGGACAAUGUUUGGGAAGGCGACGUGAGGAAGACCCUGGCGAGCCAGGGCGCGCCCAUCCCGUGAGCGACCGCCCGGCGCGCGUUCGGCAUGCGGAGC